Molecule: messenger RNA, 8911 nt
Organism: Protopterus annectens (West African lungfish)
Lineage: Eukaryota; Metazoa; Chordata; Ceratodontiformes; Protopteridae
Product: spectrin beta chain, erythrocytic-like
Exons: 36
Coding region: 212-7288 (2358 amino acids)
Biological process (GO): actin cytoskeleton organization
Cellular component (GO): cell projection; spectrin; cell junction
Molecular function (GO): actin filament binding; structural constituent of cytoskeleton; phospholipid binding
Source: RefSeq, a predicted model, not a curated record
GCUGGGCGGGUCGUACACUGGAUAGCUCGGAAUUAGGGACUCUUGUCUUGCCAUCCCUUCAGUUGCUCUGGGUUUUUCAAUCUUUACUCGUUGCUCGCAUUCUUUUGCAAAAGAACAAGUGCAGUUGGAUAUUAUACAGUUUUUGAAGUUACCCUCAACCAGACAUUUGCGUACAAGUCAAUAAGAAGGAACUGCAGAGAGAAAAACUAAAAUGACAACAACAGCUACUGAGUUUGAUAAUGUGGAGAUCCAGCAGCAAUACAGUCAGGUUAACAUACGAUGGGAAGUCUCCUGUGAUGAAGUGGACAAUGAGAACUGUUCUGCAAGGCUUUUUGAACGCUCCAGGAUUAAGGCGCUUGCAGAUGAACGUGAAGUGGUGCAAAAGAAAACUUUUACAAAAUGGGUGAACUCUCAUCUGGCCCGUGUCACCUGUCGCAUUUCUGAUCUGUAUAUGGACCUGAGAGAUGGACGCAUGUUGAUCAAACUGCUGGAAGUUCUUUCAGGAGAGCAGCUGCCCAAGCCAACUAAAGGAAGAAUGCGAAUCCACUGCCUAGAAAACGUGGAUAAGGCUCUGCAGUUCCUCAAAGAGCAAAGAGUGCACCUGGAAAACAUGGGAUCACAUGACAUCGUCGAUGGCAACCACAGGCUGAUACUUGGUCUUAUCUGGACCAUUAUUUUACGUUUCCAGAUACAAGAUAUUGUUGUGGAGACUCAAGACCUCCGUGAAACUCGUUCUGCCAAAGAUGCUUUGCUUCUGUGGUGCCAGAUGAAGACAGCAGGGUAUCCUAAUGUAAAUGUUACAAAUUUCACAUCAAGCUGGAAGGAUGGUCUGGCUUUCAAUGCACUGAUCCACAAACACAGGCCUGAUUUGGUUGAAUAUGACAAACUGAAAAAAUCAAAUGCUGUGUACAAUCUUCAGAAUGCCUUCAACACUGCCGAAAAGCAGCUAGGUGUGACUAAACUGCUUGACCCUGAAGAUGUUUAUACUGAAAACCCUGAUGAAAAAUCCAUCAUCACCUAUGUUGUGGCCUUCUAUCAUUAUUUCUCCAAGAUGAAAGCCUUGGCUGUUGAAGGAAAGAGGAUUGGAAAGGUGUUGGAUCGGUCCGUUGAGACAGAAAAGAUGAUUGGGAAGUAUGAAACCCUUGCUUCCGAUUUGUUGACUUGGAUUGAGCAAACUAUUAUUAUACUGAACAGCCGGAAGCUGGCCAAUUCCUUAACGGGAGUGCAGCAACAGUUACAAGCUUUCAACACCUACCACACAGUGGACAAGCCACCUAAAUUUCAAGAAAAGGGAAAUUUGGAGGUUCUCUUGUUUACUAUCCAGAGCAAAAUGAGGGCUAACAACCAGAAGGUUUACACACCUCGUGAGGGCAAGCUGGUUUAUGACAUCAACAGGGCCUGGGAAAGACUGGAAAAGGCAGAGCAUGAGAGGGGAUUAGUUCUUAGAAAUGAACUCAUCAGGCAGGAGAAACUUGAGCAGCUUGCAAGACGUUUUGAUCGCAAGGCUCAAAUGCGAGAAACAUGGCUAAGUGAAAAUCAGCUCCUUGUUGCUCAGGAUAACUUUGGCUAUGAUAUAGCAGCAGUGGAAGCAGCAAAGAAGAAACAUGACGCGAUUGAAACAGAUAUCGCUGCUUAUGAAGAACGUGUGCAGGCUAUAGUGAAUGUAGCAGAUGAACUAGAGGCAGAAAGAUAUCAUGAUGUGAAGCGUAUCAGUGCUCGAAAAGACAGCAUCUUGCGUCUCUGGAAAUACCUUUUAGAGCUACUCAGUGCUCGUCGCGGAAGACUUGAGAAGAAUGUAGAACUUCAGAAGAGCUUUCAGGAUAUGCUAUAUCUGAUAGAUUGGAUGGAUGAGAUGAAGGCACGUCUGCUCUCACCAGAUUUUGGAAAGCACCUCCUUGAGGUAGAAGACCUACUUCAGAAACACACACUGAUAGAAGCAGACAUUGCAGCUCAGGCUGACAGAGUAAGAGCUGUGAAUUCAGCUGCAAUCCGCUUUGCUGAAGGAAGUGAUUACAAACCAUGUGAUCCUCAAGUAAUCUGGGACCGGGUUAAUCACCUAGACCUAUGUUAUGAAGACCUUUGUACCCUUGCAGCUCAACGCAAGGCUCGCCUUGAAGACUCAAAACGUCUUUGGAGAUUCCUCUGGGAAGUGACUGAAGCCGAGAGUUGGAUUAAAGAGAAAGAGCAAAUUUUCUCUACAUCAGAUUAUGGGAAAGAUCUUAGUACUAUUCAGGUUUUACAGAGCAAACAUAAAGCAUUUGAAGAUGAACUUCAAGGUCUUCGAGGCCACUUGGAACAGACUGUCAAGGAAGGAGAACAAAUGAUUGCAGACCAGCACUUUGGGACACCAACAAUAAAAGCUAAGAUCAAGGAGAUUGUGGACUUGUGGUCCCAGUUGGAAGAUUUGGCUGCCUUCCGCAAAAUGAAUCUUCAAGAUGCUCAAAAUUUAUUUCAAUUCCAGGCAGAUGCAGAUGAUAUCAAGGCAUGGUUGCAGGAUGCCUACCGGGUUAUGUCCACUGUCGAUGUUGGUCAUGAUGAAUACUCUACUCAGACUCUUAUUAAGAAACAUGGUGACCUUCAAGAUAAAAUAAUGAAUUAUGGUGCCACCAUUGAGAGUCUUGACAAGCAAACACAGGGUUUCUCUAGAGAGUUAAGGGAAUCACCUGACAUCCAGGACCGGCUAAGAGAGCUUAAAGACCUAUAUGUAGAUGUUUUUUCACUGGCAGAUCAACGCAAGCAGAAUCUUCAGGAUGCUUUAUUCCUUUAUACAGUCUUCAGUGAAACAGAUGCCUGUGAGCUUUGGAUGAAUGAAAAGGAAAAGUGGCUGGAAGGAGUAGGGAUUCCUCAUAAGCUGGAAGAUCUUGAAGUUGUUCAGCAGAGGUUCAACAUUUUAGAUCAAGAAAUGAACAACAUGGCAUCUAGAGUCAAUGAUGUGAAUCAAGCAGCCAACCACCUGAUUGAGACUGGGCAUCCAAGUACUAAGGAAGUCAGCGAGUGUCAAAUUCGUCUGAACACAAGGUGGAACCUACUUUUAAAGAUGGUGCAGGAGAAGAGAAGAAUUGUUGACUCUGCUCUCAGUCUUCACAACUACACUCUUGACUGUGAUGAAACAGAAAUGUGGAUCCGUGAGAAAACUAAAAUUGUUGAAUCCACUUUGGACCUGGGUAAUGAUCUACAUGCUGUUAUUGCCUCACAGAGGAAACUUUAUGGCAUAGAAAGAGACCUUGCUGCUGUCCAAGCAAAAGUGCUGGAGCUGCAGAGCGAUGCCCAGGUUCUAGCUAAGGAGCAUCCUGAGCAUGCACAAGACAUCGAUCGCAGGUUGAAUGCUGUUAACAGUGUUUGGGGUGACCUUCAGCUGGCUCUGCAGAACCGUGAGGCAUCACUUGGGGAGGCCAGCAAGCUGCAGAAGUUUUUGCAAGAUCUGGAUGACUUUCAGUCCUGGCUGUUUAAGGCACAAAAAGCCAUUGCAUCUGAAGAUCUUCCCAAUUCCUUGCCAGAAGCAGAAAAGCUUUUGAGUGACCACAACAGUAUUAGGUAUGAAAUUUUGCAACAUGAGGGAGAUUAUCAUAAAAUCAAAGAUACUGGUGAAAGAGUAACUUAUGGACAGGUUGAUCCUCAGUACCAGGAGCUUGGCCAGCAUCUGAAAGACCUUGAUACUGGAUGGGAUGAACUUCAACAGAUUUGGGACAGGAGAGCAGAUAUGAUUAAUCAAGCUCUUGGAUUUCAAUAUUUCCUCAGGGAUGCAAAGCAGGCUGGAGCCAUUUUAACUAAACAGGAGUAUACCCUUGCCCAUACUGAACAAGCAGAUACUCUUGAAGCUGCAGAGGCCGCUAUAAGAAAGCAUGAUGAUUUCAUGGCAACAAUGGAAGCAAACAAGGAGAAGAUUACAGGGGCAAUUGAGAGUGGGGAGAGACUCAUAGACAGCAAAAAUAUUUACUCUGAUAAGGUCAAAGAAAAGAUCAUUUCCAUCGAUGACAGGUCCCAGAUCAAUAAUGCCAAGGCUGACGUAGUAGCUGCCCAACUGAAAGACAACAGAGACCUUCAACAUUUUCUUCAGAACUGCCAAGAGCUUACCUUCUGGAUCAAUGAGAAGAUGUUGACAGCUCAGGAUACAUCAUAUGAUGAGGCUCGGAACCUCCACAGCAAGUGGCUUAAACACCAAGCCUUUAUGGCAGAGUUGGCCUCUAAUAAGGGAUGGCUUGACAGUGUUGAUAAGGAAGGUACACAGCUGAUGAAAGAGAAACCACAGUUUGCCCCUGUGGUUGUAGAGAAGUUAAACGAGCUGCAUCGACUCUGGAAUGAGCUGGAGAACACCACAUCUGGGAAAGCCCGGCUCCUGUUUGAUGCCAACCGCUCUGAGCUGUAUGCCCAAAGUGUUUCUGACCUGGACAGGUGGCUCAAUGAACUAAAUACACACUUAACUUCAGAGGAUUAUGGGAAAGAUCUAACCACUGUCAACAGACUACUUAAGGAUCAUGAGCGACUGGAGGGCCAAGUUGAAGUGAGAAAAAUGGAAAUGGAGGAUUUGCAGGCUCAGGCCCCUAUCCUGCGACAGGAAGGCCAGAGUGUAGUGGAUGGAGACGAUAUUGAACAGAACAUCAAAGCAAAAUUUCUUCAGCUCAUGAUUCCCUUAAAGGAAAGGCAUGACAAACUAAAAGGUUCUAAAGAAGUAUAUCAGUUCUUUCGAGAUUUGGCAGAUGAAGAGUUGUGGGUGGAAGAAAGAUUGCCACAAGCUGAAUCUAGAGACUAUGGCCAGAACCUCCAGGCAGUGCAGUUACUAAUGAAGAAGAACCAGACUCUGCAGAAAGAGAUACAAGGCCAUCAACCUCGAAUUGACGAUGUUUCUGACAGAGGAGAAAACAUAAUUGCUUCAGGCAAUCCUUCAUCUGAUGACAUUAAACAGCAAUUAAAUGAUUUGACAAACUUGUGGAACAGACUGAAGAAUGAAACUAGCUUGAGGCAAGAGCACUUGCAGUUGGCAAAUGAGGUUCAACAGUAUUACCAGGAUGCUGCAGAGGCUGAGGCUUGGAUGGGGGAGCAGGAGCUUUACAUGCUUGUUGAUGAAAAGGCCAAGGAUGAACAAAGUGCAGCUCUGAUGCUGAAGCGGCAUUUGACAUUCCAGCAGACUGUUGCAAAUUAUGAAGACACAGUCAAGCAGCUGGCUGAUAGGGCCCAAAGUUUGCUUGCCCUGGAGCACCCUGACAGUGAACAGAUUUCCAGAUGCCAGGAGCAGGUGGAUAAGCAGUACAUUGGUCUCAGCAAACAAGUCGAAGAUCGCAAGCGAAGAUUGGAUCAUGAGCUCCAGCUGUUUCAGCUGAGUCGGGAGGUUGAAGAUCUGUUGCAGUGGAUUGCAGAAAGAGAGACAGUGGCUUCGUCCCAGGAGUUAGGACAAGACUUGGACCAUGUUACACUUCUGAGGGAUAAAUUUCGGGAGUUUGCAAGAGACACUGGUGCUAUUGGACAGGAGCGAGUAGAUAAUGUGAACAUCCUGAUUGAUGAGCUCAUUGAUGCUGGCCAUUUUGAAGCUGUCACCAUGGCGGACUGGAAGGAUAAUCUGAAUGAGAGCUGGGCAGACCUCCUGGAGCUGAUAGACACACGCUUACAACUGCUGACUGCAUCCUAUGAUCUGCAUAAGUACUUCUGUGAUGGCAAUGAAAUCCUAGCUCUGAUUGAAGACAAACGUCAGCAGCUGCCCAAGGAGUUAGGUGUGGAUGUGAACACAGCAGAGGCCUUUCAUAGAAUGCAUACUUCUUUUGAGCGUGAUAUCCAUACCCUUGGAACUAAGGUGCAGAAUUUCCAGGAUGAUGCAGCACACUUGCAGUCUGCAUAUGCUGGGGACAAAUCUAUAGAAAUUCAAAAGCGGGAACAGGAAGUGGUACAAGCAUGGAAAGCUCUUCUGGAUGCUUGUGAUGGACGUCGUGCUCAGCUGAUUGAUACAGCUGAGAAAUUCCGUUUCUUCAAAAUGGUACGAGAAUUGAUGUCGUGGAUGGAAAGUGUAAUUAGACAGAUUGAAACACAGGAAAAGCCACGAGAUGUGUCCUCAGUAGAAUUGUUAAUGAAAUAUCAUCAAGGAAUUAUGGCUGAGAUUGAUGCCAGGAAUAUGACCUUCACCACUUGUAUUGACCUGGGAAGAACAAUGCUAGCUCGACAACACUAUGCUUCAGAAGAGAUAAAAGAAAAACUGGCACAAGUCACUGAAAAGAGAAGUGAAAUGAUGACAAAAUGGGAAGCGCGUUAUGAAUGGCUUCGCAUACUACUUGAGGUGUGCCAGUUUGCAAGGGAUGCUUCACUUGCAGAGGCAUGGCUAAUUGCACAAGAGUCCUACCUUGCUAGUCGUGACUAUGGAAAUAGUGUGGAUGAAGUUGAGAAGCUGAUAAAGAGACAUGAAGCCUUUGAAAAAUCAACCGUAACAUGGGAAGAGAGAUUUGCAGCACUGGAGAAACUAACCACACUGGAGUUGCUCGAACUACGGAAACACCAAGAAGCUGCAAGACUAAAAGCUCAGACUUUUGAAGAGCAAGACUUCAUCCCUGACUAUGACUAUGAUGACAGAAUGCAGGAUGAAUUUGAAGAACAAGCCCUAUCCAGGGAGCACACUGCUUUUGAAACACCUGACUUAAGUCAACAUGUAACAGUACGGCAACCACCGACACUAGCCGAGGAAGAAGAUCUGGUGAAUGGCACAGAAAUUCUAGAAGACCUGCCUCUUGAAACUGAAGACCAAAAGGAAACAGAAGAGAAACAAGUCCAGAAGCCACCACCUUUGAUAUUGGAACCACCCAUAGAAGAAGCAGCUACUCUCCCUGCCAAGCCAAUGACCACGCAGUUUAGCAGUCAGCUUGAACGCAAACAUGAAAUGGAGGGCCCAAGUAAAAGGGCUUCAAACAGGUCUUGGAUCAGUCUAUACUGUGUGCUGAAGAAUGGAGAGCUUUCGUUUUAUAAAGAUGCAAAAAGUUUCACAUCGCUAAUUACUUACCACGGAGAAGAACCUUUUAAUCUGAAAGAUGCAUUUUGUCAGGCAGCCAGUGGGUACAAGAAGAAGAAACAUGUCUUUAGACUACGGUUGUCUAAUGGCAGUGAAUGGCUUUUCCAGUGCAAGGAUGAGGAUGAGUUGGAGAAAUGGAUUGAGGCAGUAACAGCUGCAGUAGAAAGUAUUGAAGUAUCAAAGACUCCAGAAACACAAAGAAGGGCUCAAACUCUACCACUUCCAUCAACUCGUACACCUGAAGCAAGCCCUGGAAGGAAAGAUAAAGAAAAACGAUUCAGUUUCUUUCAAAAAAAGAAAUAGAAACUCCCCAGAUAAUGGCAUUUAUGUCUGGGUGCCUACAAUUGAUAGUGCCAAAUGAGUUACUUGAAAAGUGACAAGCUUUGAUGGUGUAAAUAUAUAUAUAUAUAUGUUGCUUUGUCCAAAAAAUGUGACAUAUAUAGCAUAUAGGAAGUCUGUUAAAUUAUUUUUGAAAAUCUGACUUAUUUUGUAAAUGUCAUCAUUUGAAAUGUUGUAGUUCUGUGUAUAGUGCCAACUGUAUACAAAAUUUUGUCAGUAUUCAUAACUACCAGUUUGUGUAUAAGUUUUGUAGACUCCCACUUCCACUAUGAGUGGACAAAUUUCAACCUGAUGAGGAUCACAGUCCCUGAACUCCACCCCUCACCACCACCAAAAAGAAAACAACAAAAAUACAUUUUAAGUGUGUUUUGCAGGGGGCAAGUCCACUUUCACCCCCCCAAAACUUAUAUAUACCAACUUCAUGGUUACCAUUGGCUGCACCAACUUGAAGAGAAGAGUUAACCCCCAAAAGAGCAUCAGUGCUGGCACAAAUCACUGACAGUGACUUCCUAUGGAAUAGCUCCAAUUCUCAGUGUGUUUUUGACCCUCAGGCAAAUGACACUCGAGAAUUCAGUCAUUGUCCACCAGUAGGGUAACAGCAGUCCCCCAAGUUUUCAGGCAUCCAGCUGCCGUGAACUUAUUUGAACUUACUGAUUUUAUUUAAAGCAGUUGUAUUAAUUGAUCAUGUAAAUUUUUAUUGUAGGGUCACAUUUUUGUUUUUUUUUAUCAGAUUUGUUUUAUUGUGUAAUUGUUUGAAACCAUAAUGUCACUGGUUAAGAUCUGUUCCCAAAGUUUCUAAACAAUUUUCAUAGAGAGUAAGAUGGUUCUGUGUUGGAUGUCAGUUACCAGUGUAAGAAAAUGUUUUAUCAAACAUGAUGUUUUGAUUUUUGCCAUUUCUAACAUAUUGUACACCUUCAUCAUCGGGCCAGGAAAGAUAACCUCUUCGUAGUGUACUUCACUUAUCUUUGUUUAAUUUUCAUACUUUUCUAAAGUUAUAAUUUAGUCCAUAAUAUAUGAAUCUCUACACUAAUCAGUGACAUAUUCUUGCUAAAAAUUUGGAAAACUAGGUAAAGGAAAACUUAAACCAGUCAAGAGGGCUAACUGAAGCUUAGUUGAAUGUACCCUUGACUUCUAGACGUUACAUUUCUACAGAACAUAGGCUAUAUAGUCAUAACAUUUCAAUACAAAUGUUGUCACAUCACAAUACAAAUUUGCAGCACAAUGAGAACUAGGCCCAGGUCACAUGUGCACAACCCAUCAGAAUUAAGAGGGGAACUUAAAACAUUGUUUUUUUUCACCAUUUUUUACAUAGACAGGUAUGAAUAUUAAAGCUGUUUUAAGAAUGGUUUCAUAAUUAUGAUUUUUGAUACAGCGAAAAAUGAACAUAUUCAUUGCAUAACAUUGUUUAGCUAUACCAUUUGCUAUCCUAAAAUAAACAGAGAGCAGUUCAUCACAGUAGUCAGUUUUAUUCACAUCUGCUACUACCAAAGAUUUUAUACCAUUUGGAUACAUUACAUGAGUUCACUGCCUUGCAUGAUAUAACUUACAAACAGGAAAAUGUUUAAUAAAAAUAUGAGUGAGACUUUU